AUGUCGACUCAACCAACUAAUUCUUUGCAAAUUACUCCUGUUCUUUCUUCUCCUUUGCCUCCUCCACCACCAGGACGUGCUUCUUAUCGAAGAAACAGGAACAAUGUUGCUCGAACUUCUGCCCAGGAAAAAGGAAAGGAGCCAAUGGAUUCAUUCCAGAUCCCAGACUUAUCUGGAGAAAUUCCGGCAGGAAACUCAUCUCAGGAGAAUGCAAGAUCAAGCCAGACUCAAAGGAGUUUUUACGACGAUUAUGGCAAUCCGGAUCCCUACAAUACCGGAUCUAGGAAUAAUCUUGAUAAGACAAUUAAGACUAAUCAAGAAUAUAAUCAGGCACAAUUCAAAAUUCUUGAGUCAAGGAUUUUUGAAAACAGACCACCGAUGACUCCUAGGAAUUUGUUUUCAACGACUCCAACUGCUCCUGAGUCUGCUCCUAUUAAUAUGUCGAUGCCAACUGCGACUCCUAAUUUUGGGAGUAAUAUUCCGCAAAACACUCAUGUUGCUGGAACAUCGGCCACCAUGAGUACAGGUUUGAAAAAUUCUAAUAAUUUUGCUGGAUCUUUUGCUUUUACUAAUCCAUCGCAAGGACAAGGAGCAAAUGAUUACAUCGCUAGAGAAUUUCAGAAGAUUAAAGACAUGAUUUCGAGCGUCCCUGGAUUUUGCAAUCCAAUUCCUAAAGUCAACCCUGCGUCCUAUUUAAUCAACAGAUAUGGCGACAGGAUUACGAACGUAGAAAUCCCGAAGAAAUUCCAAGUUCCAAAUAUGAAACCAUAUGAUGGAACCACUGACCCACAGGAGCAUAUCGAGCUGUAUCUGGAGAAAAUGGAAACGGUGCUGAUUCCAUCAAAUUUGAAACAAGCUUGCUUAUGCAGAAGCUUUGGAUCGACACUAUCUGGAUCAGCCUUAAAAUGGCUGCAGAGUUUGCCUCCUCUAUCUAUUAAUUCUUUCGCUGAUUUAACAAAUUUAUUUUAUAGUCAAUUUUCAUGCAGUAGGACUUUUGAGAAAUUGACUGAUGAUCUAUAUAAAAUAAUUCAAAAACCGCAUGAAUCACUUAGAGAUUUUAUGACUAGAUUUACAAAAGAAUCUCUUAAUAUUCCUAAAUUAGAUAUGUUGACCGCUAUUCAAGCUUUGCAGAGAGGUCUCCAUAAAGGAUCUAAAUUCCAAGAAGAUCUCAUUAUGACGCCAUGCAGAAAUUUAGAUGAAGCAAAAGCAAGGGCAGCAAGAUUUAUAAAGCUCGAAGAAAAUGAACUUACAACUUCGAAAUUAGAUGCCUUAUCAUAUGAUCGUCCAAAUCAGAAGGCAAAAACCCCGGUGUUUAAACCGAGACACAAACCUUACUCAAGACAUGUAGAUGAUCAAGUCAAUGUCGUUGAAGAAGAUGACGGGGUCGAAUAUCUAACUUUGGCAUCAUACUGUUUCUCUGUAGGAACUCAUGGCAUUAUAAUGGCGCUUAGAGAUCUUGGAGACAAAGUAAGAUGGCCUCAGAAGAAAAAUGACGGAUACUUCAAGAAGAAAUAUCCUAGCCAGUGGUGUGCUUAUCAUGAAGACUUUGGCCAUAUCACCGAAGAUUGCAAGAUGUUAAGAAGAGAAAUAUCCACUUUAUUAGCAAAAGGAUAUUUGACUGAACUCCUUGGAAGGAAGAAGGCCAAAGAUGUUGAAGGCUUGGACUUCUCCAAACCAAAAUCAACACAAAAAGCAGAUUCCCCACCAGCGAAUGCAAAAGUAAUUAAUACCAUCUCUGGGGGAUCGGAAGUGUGCGGGACAAUAUAUUCAGCAGCAAAAAGACUUGCAAAGCAAAGCAAAGCAGAUAAAGGAGAAAGAAGUGUGAAGAAAGCAUUAAUUUCGGACUCAGACAUUAUCUACUUUGAAGAAGAUUUUGAUGAUAUCAUGGAACCUCAUCAUGAUGGGCUGGAAGAAGAUAUCAAUGGAAAGGCUUCUCCAUUGAUUGGAUUCAGUGGGGAAACUAAAUAUACAGUGGGUGAAAUAAAAUUACCAGCUUAUGUUGGAGGGAUGAAUUCAAUGCAGAAAUUCUGUGUCGUAGAUUCUCUCCCAGGAUGCAACAUAAUCUUGGGAAGACCCUGGAUACACGAAAUAAAGGCAGUACCUUCAACAUAUCACCAAUGUGUUAAACUUCCAACACCUUGGGGAGUAGUUACUGUCAAGGGAGAUCAGCAAGAAGCAAGAGAAUGCUACACAUCCAGCAUGAAGUCAGCUGCAAAGCCAAUUUCACAAUAG
Messenger RNA from Erigeron canadensis, 2232 nucleotides. RefSeq lists its product as uncharacterized. The coding region runs from base 1 to 2232 and encodes 743 amino acids. Lineage: Eukaryota; Viridiplantae; Streptophyta; Magnoliopsida; Asterales; Asteraceae. The record is from RefSeq and is a predicted model, not a curated record. The transcript has 3 exons.